This is a messenger RNA of Acanthosepion pharaonis, 1059 nucleotides long. Lineage: Eukaryota; Metazoa; Mollusca; Cephalopoda; Sepiida; Sepiidae. The record is from the annotation of a GenBank genome assembly.
AUGUGUGAAAAAUUAGAAGAACGUGUUGGACAAGGGGAGUUUAAUAUCUCUCCGUAUAUCACGCUUUGUGCUUUGGAUAUCAUCUGCGAAACAGCCAUGGGUAAACAUCUAAAUACACAGACUGACAACAGUUCUCAGUAUUUAAAAGUUCUACAUCAAGUUUGUGAGAUGAUAGUGAAACGCUUUAAAUCCCCAUGGAUGUGGCCGAAUUUACUCUUCUACCUUUUCGGAGAUGGUCGUAAAUUUGACAAGUACCUCAAAAUCGUUCAAGGUUUUACAAAGAAUGUUAUUGAAACCCGCCAAAAAGAAUAUAAUGAAAACGAGGCAAAAAUGAUGGAAGACGAAGUAGGCGAUGCUGACGAAUCAAAUGUUUAUAUCAAGAAAAAAAGACGCGCAUUUUUGGAUUUGUUGCUUUACCACUGGCAUCGAGGUGAAUUGACGACAGAAGAAAUCCAGGAGGAAGUUGAUACAUUCAUGUUUGCGGGACAUGACACAGUAUCAGUUGGCAUGACGUGGGCGAUUUACAUGAUUGUUUCUCAUCCUGAAGUCUACAGAAAAGUUAACCAGGAAAUCGAUGAUGUCUUUGGUGAUUCAAACAGACCAGCUAUGCUCGAAGAUCUGAAGAAAUUAGAUUACAUGGAAAUGGCUUUGAAAGAGACGUUGAGACUGUACCCGUCAGUGUCAAUUAUUGGAAGGAAAACAACGGAGGAACUUGAUAUUGAUGGUUACAAAAUUCCUGCAAAAUACAGGGUAACUUUGUUCAUUGGUGGUCUACACAAAGACCCGCAAUAUUUUCCUGAACCACUGGUUUACAACCCAGAUCGAUUCCUACCCGAAAAUAUAAAAGAAAGACAUCCUUAUGCAUUCAUACCUUUCUCUGCUGGUCGAAGGAACUGUAUCGGUCAGAAGUUUGCCAUGGUCGAAGAGAAGAUUUUGUUGACUUGGAUAUUCCGAAAAUUUCGAGUGGAGACAACUCAGGUAGAAGCAGACAUUCACCCGGAAAUGAACCUUGUGUUGAGACCAAAGUACGGAGUAAAGGUUAAAUUAUCAAAACGCUAA